AUGGAUGGAUACAAGCUCUUUAGGAGGGACGGGCCAGGAGGACAAGGAGGUGGAGCUGCCAUUGGCAUGAGACAGCAGGGACCUCUGCCUGGGGAUGGCGGCACCGACCGCUCAGGUGCCCCGCCGGGAGCCGGGGAAGGGGCGCAAACCCUACCCGAAGCAUUGUCCCUUGGCGGGCUCCGGCAGAGGAGGAAAGUUGCUCCCUUUUCUGCAGCAAGCCUAGGAGCUGCUGACCUGUCCUCACCUGGAAGAACUGAGCAGUUCCCACCUUUCCCAUCAGGUGUCUUUGCCGCAGCAAAGCCACCGUAUCCGGGAGACAACGGGGAGCAGAAUAACGCCACCGCCGCCGCACAGCGCUUGUUAUCUGGUCUGUCUCGCCGUGCUCCCGGGAUCGCAGGAGGAUCUAAGGGCUGUGAUCUGUCACCGCGGAGAAGGAGGGAUCUUAAUGGAAAUAACAUCACAAGAAUCACCAAGACCGACUUUGCUGGUCUGAGGCACCUUCGAGUUCUUCAGCUCAUGGAGAACAAGAUCAGUACUAUUGAAAGAGGAGCAUUCCAGGAUUUAAAAGAACUGGAGAGGCUGCGUCUGAACAGAAAUAACCUUCAGUUGCUUUCUGAACUGCUCUUUCUGGGGACACCGAAGUUAUACAGGCUUGAUCUUAGUGAAAAUCAGAUUCAAGCAAUACCAAGGAAGGCUUUCCGAGGCGCCGUAGACAUAAAAAAUCUGCAACUGGAUUACAACCAGAUCAGCUGUAUUGAAGAUGGGGCAUUUAGGGCUCUACGUGACCUGGAAGUGCUCACUCUCAACAAUAACAACAUCACUCGACUAUCCGUGGCAAGUUUCAAUCAUAUGCCCAAACUCAGAACUUUUCGACUUCACUCCAACAACCUCUACUGCGAUUGCCACUUGGCCUGGCUCUCGGACUGGCUGCGGCAGCGGCCCCGCGUGGGCCUCUACACCCAGUGCAUGGGCCCGUCCCACCUCCGGGGGCACAACGUAGCUGAGGUUCAGAAACGGGAAUUUGUCUGCAGUGAUGAGGAAGAAGGUCAUCAGUCUUUUAUGGCUCCGUCCUGCAGUGUCUUGCAUUGCCCUACUGCGUGCACCUGUAGUAACAACAUUGUGGAUUGUCGUGGGAAAGGCCUUACUGAAAUCCCAACAAAUCUUCCAGAAACCAUUACUGAAAUACGGUUAGAACAAAAUUCAAUCAAGGUCAUACCUCCUGGAGCUUUCUCACCAUACAAAAAGCUUCGAAGAAUUGACCUGAGCAAUAACCAGAUCUCUGAAGCAGCUCCAGAUGCUUUCCAGGGUUUACGUUCGCUCAACUCACUUGUCCUCUAUGGCAAUAAAAUUACAGAACUUCCAAAGGGCCUGUUUGAAGGACUCUUUUCUCUGCAGUUGCUAUUAUUAAAUGCCAACAAGAUCAAUUGCCUGCGAGUUGAUGCUUUUCAAGAUCUGCACAACUUGAAUCUCCUUUCUUUGUAUGAUAACAAGCUUCAGACCAUUGCAAAAGGCACCUUCUCACCCCUACGUGCCAUUCAGACUCUGCAUUUGGCUCAGAACCCAUUUAUCUGUGACUGCCAUCUGAAGUGGCUGGGGGGGGGUUUCCAUACAAACCCCAUUGAGACUAGCGGUGCCCGUUGCACCAGCCCCCGCCGUCUGGCAAACAAAAGGAUCGGCCAGAUCAAAAGCAAGAAAUUCCGCUGCUCAGGCACUGAAGAUUACAGAUCCAAAUUAAGUGGAGACUGCUUUGCGGAUUUGGCUUGCCCUGAAAAAUGUCGCUGUGAAGGGACCACAGUGGACUGCUCCAAUCAGAAACUCAACAAAAUUCCUGAUCACAUUCCCCAGUACACAGCAGAGUUGCGACUCAAUAACAAUGAAUUUUCCGUCCUGGAAGCUACUGGCAUCUUUAAGAAGCUUCCUCAGCUGCGUAAAAUAAAUCUGAGCAAUAACAAGAUUACGGAUAUCGAAGAAGGAGCAUUUGAUGGAGCCUCUGGUGUGAAUGAAUUAUUACUCACAAGUAAUCGUUUGGAAAGUGUUCGACACAAAAUGUUCAAAGGACUAGAAAGUCUCAAAACACUGAUGCUAAGAAGCAAUCGCAUAAGCUGUGUAGGAAACGAUAGCUUCACAGGACUAAGUUCUGUCCGUUUGUUGUCGUUAUAUGACAACCAGAUUACUACCGUUGCGCCAGGCUCCUUUGAUACACUUCAUUCGCUCUCUACGUUAAACCUCUUGGCCAAUCCCUUCAACUGUAACUGCCAUCUCGCGUGGCUUGGAGAUUGGUUAAGGAAGAAACGCAUCGUAACGGGAAACCCUCGCUGUCAAAAACCCUACUUCCUUAAGGAGAUUCCUAUCCAGGAUGUGGCAAUUCAGGAUUUUACAUGUGAUGAUGGAAACGAUGACAAUAGCUGCUCUCCACUGUCCCGCUGUCCUGCAGAAUGUACUUGUCUAGACACAGUAGUUCGCUGCAGCAACAAAGGCCUAAAAGCUUUGCCUAAAGGCAUCCCAAAAGAUGUAACUGAACUUUAUUUGGAUGGAAAUCAAUUUACCCUUGUUCCAAAAGAACUUUCUAACUACAAGCAUUUAACGCUUAUAGAUUUAAGUAACAACAGAAUCAGCACUCUUUCUAAUCAGAGCUUCAGCAACAUGACUCAGCUGCUCACCUUAAUUCUUAGUUACAACCGCCUGAGGUGUAUCCCUGCACGGACUUUUGAUGGCUUGAAAUCACUUAGGUUGUUGUCUUUACAUGGUAAUGAUAUUUCUGUUGUUCCUGAAGGAGCUUUUAAUGAUCUUUCAGCGUUAUCACACCUGGCUAUUGGAGCAAAUCCUCUUUAUUGUGAUUGUAACAUGCAGUGGCUCUCUGACUGGGUAAAAUCAGAAUACAAAGAACCUGGUAUUGCACGUUGUGCUGGUCCUGGAGAAAUGGCAGAUAAACUUCUUCUCACAACUCCCUCGAAAAAAUUUACUUGCCAAGGGCCUGUGGAUGUUAAUAUUCUUGCCAAGUGUAAUCCCUGCUUAUCAAAUCCAUGUAAAAAUGAUGGAACCUGCAACAAUGAUCCGGUUGACUUUUAUAGAUGUACAUGCCCAUACGGUUUCAAGGGUCAAGACUGUGAUAUUCCCAUUCACGCCUGCAUUAGUAACCCUUGCCACCAUGGAGGAACUUGUCAUUUAAAAGAAGGCGAAAAAGAUGGUUUCUGGUGCACUUGUGCAGAUGGAUUUGAAGGUGAAAACUGUGAAGUUAAUGUUGAUGACUGUGAAGACAAUGACUGUGAAAACAAUUCUACUUGUGUGGAUGGAAUUAAUAACUAUACCUGCCUUUGUCCGCCUGAAUAUACAGCUGCUAAUCUGAAUGAGGUGGAAAAAGGUGAGCUCUGUGAGGAGAAACUAGAUUUCUGUGCUCAAGACCUGAAUCCUUGCCAGCAUGACUCAAAGUGUAUCUUGACACCCAAAGGCUUUAAAUGUGAUUGCACACCUGGAUAUGUAGGUGAGCACUGUGAUAUUGACUUUGAUGAUUGCCAGGACAACAAAUGUAAAAACGGAGCACAGUGUACCGAUGCAGUUAAUGGAUAUACAUGUAUUUGUCCAGAAGGAUACAGUGGCCUAUUUUGUGAGUUUUCACCACCAAUGGUUCUACCUCGCACCAGCCCUUGUGAUAAUUACGAAUGUCAAAACGGAGCCCAGUGUAUCAUAAAAGAGAGUGAACCAAGAUGUCAGUGUUUAUCUGGCUACCAGGGUGAGAAGUGUGAAAAGCUGAUCAGUAUAAACUUUGUGAACAAGGAAUCCUACCUACAAAUCCCAUCAGCUAAGAUACGCCCCCAAACCAACAUCACUCUGCAGAUUGCCACAGAUGAAGACAGUGGGAUCCUGCUGUACAAAGGCGAUAAAGAUCAUAUAGCAGUAGAGCUGUACCGUGGUAGAGUGAGGGUCAGUUAUGACACAGGAUCUUAUCCAGCCUCUGCUAUUUACAGUGUGGAGACUAUUAAUGAUGGCAAUUUCCACAUUGUGGAGCUGCUAGCCAUGGAUCAGAUUCUGUCUUUGUCUAUUGAUGGAGGGAGCCCCAAGAUAAUUACCAAUUUGUCCAAACAAUCCACUCUGAAUUUUGACUCUCCACUAUAUGUAGGAGGCAUGCCUGUGAAAAAUAACUUUGCAGCUUUACGCCAGUCUCCAGGACAGAAUGGUACCAGCUUCCAUGGCUGCAUCCGUAAUCUGUAUAUCAACAGUGAGCUCCAGGACUUCAGAAAUGUGCCGCUGCAAGUGGGGAUUCUUCCAGGUUGCGAGCCUUGCCAUAAGAAAGUGUGUGUGCAUGGGACAUGCCAGGCUACCAGCCAGUCAGGCUUUUCCUGCGAGUGUGAAGGAGGAUGGACUGGACCCCUCUGUGAUCAGCAAACUAAUGACCCUUGUCUUGGAAAUAAAUGUGUGCAUGGUACCUGCUUGCCGAUCAAUGCAUUUUCAUACAGUUGUAAAUGCCUGCAGGGACAUGGGGGAGUCCUCUGUGAUGAAGAGGAAAUGCUGUUUAACCCCUGCCAAUCCAUCAGGUGUAAACAUGGCAAAUGCAGGCUUUCAGGACUUGGGAAACCAUAUUGCGAAUGCAGCAGCGGAUACACAGGGGACAGCUGUGAUAAAGCCAAAUCCAAUGAUUCUGCUCCUAGUUUUAUCACAAACUCUACUUUUGACCUCUCAGCUUCAACUGAUUUAUCACAGCGAAUUAUGCAGAAAUCUCUUGUCGAGGGGAACGAGUCCGAGAUUACUACCAAAAGCAGCAAGGGUAUGCUGCGUGCCAGACGACCAAGAAGGUAUCGAGACUAGAAUGUAAAGGAGGAUGCUCAAAUGGGCAGUGCUGUGGACCGCUCAGGAGCAAGAGACGGAAAUAUUCUUUUGAAUGCACUGAUGGGUCCUCGUUUGUGGACGAGGUUGAAAAAGUGGUAAAGUGUGGCUGUACAAAUUGCCCCUCCUAAAUGUGUCCCUGUCACACUUGUCUUUUGAAAAUGUUGUAUACUUAUUGACCGUGUCGGACUAAUUAAUGCUUCAUAGUGGAAAUAUUUGAAAUAUAUUGUAAAAUACAGAACAGACUUAUUUUUAUUAUGAGAAUAAAGACUUUUUCUUCAUUUGCAAAAAGAUUCAAGUGCUUGAACUGAGACUUCUCAUAACCAAGAGGAGCUUUGAAGAAAAAAAAAGACCUGGUAACAUUGCAACAGUGAUGGGAAACUUAACUGCUUUUAACAUGGAUUCUUCUUUAUAACAUGCUGAAGAUACACUGACACUAUACACAUGUGACUUUCAACUGACAGCUCAGAGAUGAAAUGUUGACCAGAACAUGAGGCUUGUUUUUUCACUUUCUUAUCAGUAUAUUUUAUUGUCUUGACAGACCAUACCAAUCACUUACCUAUGGAUGAGGAAGCAUUUUGAGUGGAAAAGAAGGAGAUUAUACAGAAAUAACAAUUGUAUUAGAUAAAUUUUAUGUUUUGGAAUUAUUAAGGAUCUUGAGAAGAUGGGGGCCAAUUAGUGGAUGGGAAAUGGGAGAUACAAGAAUAUACUAUAAUCCUAAAAUCUCCUGAUGAUGUAUACGUUUAUGUCAGCAUGUUAGCAAAAGAAGCAUACAGAAAGUGUUUAUCUGCCCUUUUCCAGUAUUAAUUUUUUGUAAUAUAAAUGUUAUGGGGAUGAUAAAAAUAGAUUAUUGAUGGAUAAAUUAGUAAUAAUAUGGAUUUCUGUUUCUAUGAGUUCUAAACAACUCUAUACAGUAUUCGGUUUCAUUGAGAAAUAUUUAUUGUAUCAAAGUACUUUGUACUUAACCCUUUUAGGCCACCCCUUUUACUGUUUUUCAAUGCUUUAAUAUAUAUUAAUUUAUAUUUGUCCUGGUAUUUUUGUAUUUGUUUUUUUUUUUUUUUUUUAAAAAGACUUAAAAAUCAGGAUUUUUGCAAUAGAACUAACGUAGCAUGUCGUCUUGGGGUAAAUGUUUUUGGUCUGUUUUUUCUCCCCUUCCCCUUCCCUAUUGCUUUUCCUUUUAAUCUGACCACUUGGUGUCACUGAAUCUGAAAGUGAUGACAAUCUGCAGUUUUCACAUACAGCAGAUAUUCAGGACACCUUCCAAGAACCUGUAAUAUAUGACAAAAUAUCUUUACACUAGAUGGCAAUUGUAUAGAAGUUAAUUUUCCCCUAUAUACAGUACUUACAGAAGAUAAGAUGGCAUGUAGAAAAUGACAUUAGAAAGUAGAUCUUUAUAAAUUAAUAUUCCCAUGGGGCUUUUUACCUUUUUUACAAAAAAAAAAAAAAAGGCUGUCCUAUCAAGAACUGUGACUUUCCCCAAAUAAUAAAACUACUUUACUGCCCUAAUGUUCCCCACGUUAACAUGUUGCUGCUAAAUUAUAAUGUAGAAUUGGUAAUCAUUAAUAGUGGGUUGUGUUCUUCUUUGAGUAAAACCCAGGGUACCCUGUAAAAAAUGCAGAUGUUUUUCAAUUUUAUUUUAUUAUUUUUUUUACAAAAAAGUUAGAUGUACAUGUGUAAUGCAGUGUGCUUUGUCUUAUCUGGACUGAUAUCAGUAAUAAUACUGAUGUUUGUAAAUUAAACAGAUAUU
Messenger RNA from Struthio camelus australis, 6568 nucleotides. The record is from RefSeq and is a predicted model, not a curated record. NCBI's taxonomy places the organism in Eukaryota, Metazoa, Chordata, Aves, Struthioniformes, Struthionidae.